UUUUGCUGACAAAUUCCUUUGGCGUGCAAAUAGUUCUGUCCCUGCUAGGGCUGAUGUCACUGAACCGAGUGCAUUUAGGAUGCUCACCUCUCUAUUUGCUUCAUUUGGAAACAGAUAUGUAUGUAAAAAACGAAAGGAUUCAAGGCGCUUUCCUUCCUAAAUAAUUUGGGUGUCUCUUCCCUCAGUUUUAGUCAAAUGUGUGAGAGUAGUUUGUUAAUUAGUUGAGCUGGAGUUGCCAAAGUAGCCUGUAUACCUGCGCAGUCUGGAUGGGAAGCCUUUGCAACUGCUAUUGUCCUCAAGCAGCUGAGCAUCAGAGCAUUUUCUCUUCCUACACAAGCCAGCAAAAUGACCACAUCCAGCAGGCAGAGCUCUUCUACAACUAAGGUCAACAACUUGGCCAAAAUAUUUGAUCCAAAUGCUUUGCAAAACCAAGGGCCUGAUGUUGCAAUGGAGCCACCCCAAAUUCUUCGUGUUGAAAGCAGUGAUGUCAGCACGUCUGAAAGUUUUAACAUCAUGGAUAUGAAGUUUGCCUCCCUUGAACAAAAAAUAGAUAAGCUGUUGACUCUGCAAGACAAUGUCCUUAAGAAGCUUAACAGUGUUUCUCAGGAAAUCUGUUGCAUUGAAAAAGAUAUUGAGAUUGUAAAAGCGGAGACAUCUGAACCUGGAUCGAGGAUGGAAAGAAACAAAAAGCUAAAAAGUAAUGAAAUGAAAAGGCUUUGCCUUAAAAUGAAAAAAUCUCUUUCUGAUAUAAACAGGAAUGCAGAACAGCAAGUUAAAAGACUAGAUGGACUGGAGCAAAGAGUUUAUGGAAUACAGAAGCUCGUAGGGCCUCUGGCUGAAAAGGUUAAAACAUUAAUAAUUCAUCAUUCAAGCUUGAAACACCAUGUUCAAAAACGUAAGCUUCAUAAGGUCGGUGAUUACACAAAAGGAGCUGGACAUGGUUUGGGAAUGCAGAUUUUCUCACAGACAACAGCUGGUGCCCUGCUCAAGAAGAGAAUUGAAAAGGACAUCAAAGAAAAGUCACAUUUAAGUGAGAUGGGAACAAAUUCUACAAAAGAGAAGAAACCUCCAGAUUCAACAGAGGGGGCCAUCCAGAAGAGCCAGUCCUGCUCUCAUGAAGAAGAAGUUGAUAAGCUCAACAAGGAAAAUGCUGAGAGGGAAAGUUCUGUUCUGCUUCAAAUGGAUCCUCCCAGACUUCAUCAUGAAGGGCCAGAGCAGAAGCAAGAAAAAUUGGCUUUUGAAAGCUGUAACAGACACAGGAGGGGUUCUGUUCAGAAAUCCUUCACUACAGAAAGGCAACAAGAACAAGAAGCUCUUGAUGAUGCUUGUCAAAGGAUAACUGGGCAGGAAAUAGAGAGUGAGUCCCCAGCAGAUGGGGAGAGGAAGGAGGAACAUCAGGUGUCCGUAGCUGAAAAACAAGAAGAGAGGAAGAAUGAAGGGGAAGGAGUUGCUGAUAAGAAUGAAAAAGAGGAUAAGGAACCACCAGCACUAUCUCCAAAUCAAGAUGAGGCAGGACAAAGCCAGGAUGAAGAGGCAACAGAGGGAAGGUGUAAAGGCUGCGGAAAAGAUGAUAGUUCUACUCCACCAGCACCGUUUGAUCACCGGAUUGUCUCAGCCAAAAGGGUGGGGAUCAGCAGUUAUUAUAACGUCAACAAGAAUGAAAUCCUGGGAGGAGGGCGAUUUGGUCAAGUGCACAAAUGUGAAGAAAAAGCAACGGGUCUCAAGCUAGCAGCCAAAAUUAUAAAAGCCAGAGGUGCUAAAGAGAAGGAUGAAGUGAAGAAUGAAAUAAGUGUCAUGAACCAGCUGAAUCACGUGAACCUCAUCCAGCUGUAUGAUGCCUUUGAAUCCAAAAAUGAUAUUGUCCUAGUAAUGGAAUAUGUGGAAGGAGGAGAAUUGUUUGACAGAAUUAUUGAUGAAAACUGCAAUUUGACAGAGAUGGAUACUAUUUCAUUCAUAAAACAGAUCUGCGAGGGAAUUCAGUACAUGCACCAAAUGUACAUUCUUCAUUUGGAUCUAAAGCCAGAAAAUAUCUUGUGUGUGAACCGAGCUGCAAAUCAAAUAAAAAUUAUUGAUUUUGGAUUGGCAAGAAGAUAUAAACCCAGGGAAAAACUUCGAGUUAACUUUGGGACUCCAGAAUUUCUUGCUCCUGAAGUUGUGAAUUAUGAGUUUGUCUCCUUUCCUACAGACAUGUGGAGUGUAGGAGUCAUUGCUUACAUGCUCCUCAGUGGAUUGUCUCCCUUUUUGGGUGAUGAUGACAAUGAGACCCUCAACAAUAUUCUGGCCUGCAGCUGGGAUUUUGAAGAUGAGGAAUUUCGAGGUGUUUCUGAUCAGGCCAAAGAUUUCAUCUCAAAGCUUCUCAUCAAGGAAAAAUGCUGGAGAAUAAGUGCAACUGCUGCCUUAAAACACCCCUGGUUAUCAGACCACAAGCUUCACUGCAGACUCCAGAAGAAGGCUAAAGGCACCUGUGUGUCCCAAGCACCCCCGACUCCAUAAUCCCUCUGAAAGAGCUGCCAAACAGAAGGCUGGCUUGGCUGCCUCCCCCAGGGUGGCCAGGGAGAAGCAAAGUCUGCUCUCAUGUUCAGUCACUGGUCUUUGACCAAAGCAUGCUCACUCAGCCACUUUGAAAUCCGGCUACCUCAGGCGGCGCAGUAUCUCCGUAAACCAGCACAUCAAUUCCCACAGCCCCGUUUACAAACUACCACAGAAGGUGGGGCCCCUGAUGAAGCACCAUGGGAACCACUCAGAGGUUCUGGGGGCAUCUCUGGGCAAGACUCAGUGGAGGGUCAAGAUGUGAACAAGGCUGAGAACACACACACUGUAAAACCACUUCCUUUUAAUCAUGCGUCAUGCGUAACAACCAGGAUACCAAAAUAAAAGUGUUCCACUUCUCACCGCAUGCAAGUUUUUAGUGCUGCCAACAUCCAUCAUCCACUUGAUAGGGCAGGAGAUGUGGUGAUUUUACUUGCAACGGGUUUUGUCCAGAAACAUCUAAAAAAGACAGAUUAUUGUGAACGGUUGAAAUUUUUGUUCUGUUUUGACUAAACAUAGGAUUGGCACAGAUUUUCUAACAGUGUGGUGUAGUCCCACACAAGUUAUUUAUCUUUAAACGAACUAUCUUAAGAAUGAGAAGCUGCCUUUCCAUGGUACACUGGAGGUCAGUGAAGGCUAAGGUUCUGUUCUUAUCUCCUGCUUGCCCUGUGAAGCCACAUAACUUCCUGAUACGUAAUGCCCCAUCAUCACCUUCUGCAGUGGGAAUCCACUGGGAAUGAAUAGCUCUCCGUGAUCCACAGCAUUCGUCCCUGCUUCACUGGUGCUGGGACAGGUUACAUGAAGCUUUGGUCCAAUCACUGGUGCACUUCUACAUAGUAAAUUUCAAAACAGAUUUUCCUAGUGGUUUAAUCUGUGUUUGCCAUUUCAAGCUACUGUCUGCCCAGCAACCAAAUGCCCCAAACUCUCCUGCUUUCAACCAGGAAGCCCUGUAUUACACACAUUUCUAUUUCAACCAAGAUCAUCUUUGAGAUUACAUCUCUGUCCAGCAGCAGUCAAAAUUAUUUUUAAAUAAACCUGUUAUAGUUUUGUAACGUAGUAACUUACCCAUGAUCUAACCUGAAGGAAAACCUGCUUUUGGCUUUUGCAGUGUUAUUUCCUCUGGGAGUGUUUUUCUAUUUGGAGUUUAUUUGAGUAAAUGAGUGGAUCUAAAGCCAUAGCACGGCUUUGUUUUUAAAGAAUCCCUUUAGCUAUUUUUAUCAGGAAAGUAGUGUGGUUACCACAUUUAACCCAAAAUAAUGCACUCAAGUGCCAGCUGAUUUAGGCCUGGCAUCAUAAAUGCUUGCAGCGGUAACACAAAUAAAUGGAGAGGUUUGCAGCCUCCCUUUCCAUGCUGGGAUCUGUAUGACAAGAGUGGCAAAAAA
Oxyura jamaicensis (ruddy duck) is the source of this 3911-nucleotide messenger RNA. It is a transcript of the gene MYLK4, whose product is annotated as myosin light chain kinase family member 4. NCBI's taxonomy places the organism in Eukaryota, Metazoa, Chordata, Aves, Anseriformes, Anatidae. The coding region runs from base 346 to 2493 and encodes 715 amino acids. The transcript has 14 exons. Gene Ontology annotation, molecular function: ATP binding; protein serine/threonine kinase activity. The record is from RefSeq and is a predicted model, not a curated record. Gene Ontology annotation, biological process: protein phosphorylation; intracellular signal transduction; positive regulation of apoptotic process. Gene Ontology annotation, cellular component: nucleus; cytoplasm.